Messenger RNA from Phaeodactylum tricornutum CCAP 1055/1, 1047 nucleotides. RefSeq lists its product with no specific name. Lineage: Eukaryota; Bacillariophyta; Bacillariophyceae; Surirellales; Neidiaceae. The record is from RefSeq and is a predicted model, not a curated record. The transcript has a single exon. Gene Ontology annotation, cellular component: endoplasmic reticulum membrane. The coding region runs from base 1 to 1047 and encodes 348 amino acids.
AUGUCUGCAUCGGUAAGCGAUCCUCUUGCGACACACGGAAUGCUCGUGUUGAGUAUCCUCUCGGCGGCAGCACUUGUCGGAAGUGUGUUUUACAUAUUUUACCCCGCUGUGGAGGUGUUUCGACGGGGUGCCCGAGGCAAGGACACCCUAGACGUUCUACAAAAUGCGGAACGAGUUUCUGCAACGAACCCACCAUUGAUUUCUAUCAUUAUACCUGCCUAUAAUGAAGAAGAGAGAAUCACGAUUAUGCUGCAAGAAGCCUUCGACUAUCUAUCCUUGAAAUCCUGCCCGGCGUUGGAAUCUCUGAGGCAGGCGGUUCGUCACUACAAUUCGCUCGCCACCGUCGAUUCGCGAACAAUCGAAUGGAUUGUUGUCAACGACGGUUCGACUGAUCAAACAUGCCAAGUCUACGAAUCGUUUGUAAGGAAUAUUCCGAAACAACAAACACCCAUGACUUGGAAGUGUCUCAGUCUAGCUCGCAACUCUGGCAAAGGGGCGGCCGUCCAGGCCGGCAUGCUCCGGGCGAAGGGAUUGUUUCGUCUCAUGGUUGAUGCUGACGGCGCGACGUCGUUUAGACCGGGUUUAGAAGCCGUCACUGCUUCGUUGCAAGGAACACAAGCGCCCAUCGUGUUUGGGAGUCGCGCACACUUGGAGCAAACGGUCCAACGCAGUUUCGUGCGUACAACCUUGAUGAAAGGCUUUCACAUCCUCGUUGAAUGGCUUGUUGGAGCUCACGAAAUUCGGGAUACUCAGUGUGGCUUCAAGAUCUUUCGAGACGAUGCCGCUGCCGUUCUGUUUGAGACCUUGCAUUUACAACGCUGGGCCUUUGAUACGGAACUCGUCUUUGUCGCGCAUCGACUCCAAUUGCCCAUGCAAGAAGUGGCUGUACCCUGGCACGAGGUAGAAGGCAGCAAACUGCAUACCAGUGCGUUUUCGCUCAUUGUGGUCGCGGUUCAGAUGCUGCGCGAUAUGCUCUGCGUGCGGCUCUGCUAUACGUUCGGACUCUGGAAGGUUGUAACCUUACAACCAGCCUCGAAAGAGGACUGA